Messenger RNA from Prorocentrum cordatum, 413 nucleotides. The record is from the annotation of a GenBank genome assembly. NCBI's taxonomy places the organism in Eukaryota, Dinophyceae, Prorocentrales, Prorocentraceae.
GCGGCCGCUGGCAGGACGAGCCUCCGGAGCAGGAGGAGGAGUUCCAGGAGAACCCGUGGGAGGACCCGGAGCUGCCGCCGCCCGAGCACGAGGAGGAGGAGGAGGGCGCGUGGCCCGAGGCGGCGCCCGAGGAGGCGCCCGAGGAGGCGUGGGACGAGCCACCACCGGAGGAAGACCCGCCGGAGGAGGACGAGUGGCCGGAGGAGGAGGCCGCGCCCGAGGAGCCCGAGGAGGAGGCCGAGGCCGAGCCCGAGCCCGGGGACGGCGAGCAGGCUUGGCCACCAUGGCGAGACUCGUACGGCGAGGACGAGGAGUUCGACCGAGAGUACGACGGCGUCGAGAUGGCAGAAGAGGACUGGGACAACGACGCGGACAUGGAGGGCAAGGACGGCGCGGAUGGGGCCGAGGAGAAG